AUGAUAUUAUCUAACAAGCCUUUAAUACAAUUCAUAUCACAGGAUCUCUCCUCAUUGACUAAGCACCUUAAAGCUUCUACUAGCAAAAAUAGCGAUGUCAAAUUUUUUGCAAAGAGGAAGCAGAGGGAUUCUUAAAACUCCAUUCCUAUUUCUAAUGGAACUAUCAAGGAAGCUAUGACUGAUUGCAAUAGCCCCUUAGCAUUUAGUAGUAAUAAACCAAGAAGAAACAAUGCAUCCAAUAACUAGAAUUUUAAAAAUUCCAACCAGGAUAUCGAUAAAAACUCUACUAACUAACUCCCUCAGAUUCAAAACCAAAAUAGGUAUAGUUCUCAAAGAAAAUCAAAAUUAGUAUUUCAAGAUAAUAAAUUUGAUCUAAAAGGCCAUAGCAAUGAAAUGCUAGGAGCGCAGCCAAAAUCUAGAACUUCUGAUUACGAAGAAUAGGUCCAAAUCAUUAAGAGAAAAAUGCUAAACUAAUCAAAAAAAUCAAGCUUUUAGACUUCAAAGCACCAAAGUCCCCUAACUUUGGAAAAGGUUGUAAUAAAAUUAUUGGGAUAUGACUAAUAAUAAUGGAAUCUAAGAUGCUCCGAUCAGUCACUUGAUGCCGGAUAUUCGAAUAUGAAUAUAUUAGAGAAUAACUCAAAAACAUCUGAACACAAAUCCCCAAUUAAGAUCAAAUGUAUUUUGACUGGCCACAAUAUUAGAGAAGAACAUAGAGCAAGGAUGAUCGACUGGCUGAUUCAAGUUUUUCGUGUAUUCAAAAUAUGUGCACCCCAAACAUUCUUCUUAACAAUAAAUAUAAUGGACAGAUAUUUUAAAUAAAAGUCUGAAAGGAACGAAAUACUUGACAAGCAAGAGCUGCAUGAAAUUGGUUUGGUUGCUAUCCUUCUUGCUACAAAAUUUGAGGAUGUGAUACCCAUUCAUAUGAAUUAGAUUUUGAGAGAUGCGGGGCACAAUAAAUUUAAACAAUCAGACAUAUUAAAUAGAGAAAUUGAUGUACUUCUAACAUUGGGAUUUAAGGUCUAAUCAAUCACUGUUUUUGAAGAAGCCACAACUCUAGCUAAGAUGCUAUUCAAUAGUUACAAGAAAGGAAGCUUGACCAAGCACGAUGAAGAAUUAUUUUUCAAUUAUUUGCUCUUCGCUUGUCAAUUAAGCCAACACAGUCUCAAAUUUACUCAUCAUAAUGUACAACUUCAAGCUACAGCUAUUGUGAUGGUUUCACUAAAGUAUUUGAGAAAGUUUCUUAAAGCUAAGAUAGAAGCUAGAAGCUAAAAAGUGCAAAGGUCUCCAUCAGACAACAAAAGCUAGAUAAAUCUUAACCUGAUAAAGGGGAUCUCUAAUUACUUUAAGAUUCAACAUAUAUUAGAAAGUGAAAAUGAAUAGGAGACUAAGUCUCUCAUUUAAUCAAUAGUAAACUAUCUUCCGACGUAUCAAACUCUUGGAUUAAAAAAUCUCGAGAAAAGCUAUCCAUAAUACCUUGAUGAGGUCGCCCUCAGAAUAAUGACUACCCCUUCAGUAUAAAUAUGA
Molecule: messenger RNA, 1524 nt
Organism: Stylonychia lemnae
Lineage: Eukaryota; Ciliophora; Spirotrichea; Sporadotrichida; Oxytrichidae
Source: the annotation of a GenBank genome assembly